UUGAUCUGUAAUGCUGUGGCUGCCCCUUGGCCCCUUCCACGCCAUGGAGAACCAGGUGCUGGUCAUUCGCAUCAAGAUCCCAAACAGUGGUGCGGUGGACUGGACGGUGCACUCCGGGCCGCAGUUGCUCUUCAGGGAUGUGCUGGAUGUGAUAGGCCAGGUUCUGCCUGAAGCAACAACCACAGCAUUUGAAUAUGAAGAUGAAGAUGGUGAUCGAAUUACAGUGAGAAGUGAUGAAGAAAUGAAGGCAAUGCUGUCAUAUUAUUAUUCCACAGUAAUGGAACAGCAAGUAAAUGGACAGUUAACAGAGCCUCUGCAGAUAUUUCCGAGAGCCUGCAAGCCUCCUGGGGAACGGAACAUACAUGGCCUGAAGGUGAAUACCCGGGCUGGCCCAUCUCAACACAGCAGCCCAGCAGUCUCAGAUUCACUGCCAAGCAAUAGCUUAAAGAAGUCUUCUGCUGAACUGAAAAAAAUAUUAGCCAAUGGCCAGAUGAAUGAACAAGACAUACGGUAUCGAGACACCCUUGGCCAUGGCAACGGAGGCACAGUCUACAAAGCAUAUCAUGUCCCGAGUGGGAAAAUAUUAGCUGUAAAGGUUAUACUACUAGAUAUUACACUGGAACUUCAGAAGCAAAUUAUGUCUGAAUUGGAAAUUCUUUAUAAGUGUGAUUCGUCGUAUAUCAUAGGGUUUUAUGGUGCGUUUUUUGUAGAAAACAGAAUUUCAAUAUGUACAGAAUUCAUGGAUGGGGGAUCUUUGGAUGUAUAUAGAAAAAUUCCAGAGCAUGUCCUUGGAAGAAUUGCAGUAGCAGUUGUUAAAGGCCUUACCUAUUUGUGGAGUUUAAAGAUUUUACAUAGAGAUGUGAAGCCCUCCAAUAUGCUAGUAAACACCCGAGGACAGGUCAAGCUGUGUGAUUUUGGAGUUAGCACUCAGCUGGUGAAUUCUAUAGCCAAGACGUAUGUUGGAACAAAUGCUUAUAUGGCGCCGGAAAGAAUUUCAGGGGAGCAGUAUGGAAUCCAUUCUGAUGUCUGGAGCUUAGGAAUCUCUUUCAUGGAGCUUGCUCUUGGGAGGUUUCCAUAUCCUCAGGCCCUAUGCAAGAUAUGCUAAUAUAUUCACAGGCAUGAUAAGAGCUUGAACAAGGACAGAGACUGAUGAGCAAAGGAGAUGGGAUGACACAAGUGAAUGACACUUGUUCAUCUUACAGCAAUAGAAAUAAUAUAUAUUAUUCAUUUAUUUUGUCUCAUAAUGCAUUCAGUAUCUAAAAAUACCAGUUUACCAAAAUUCCUGCUUGUCGCCAGGGUAAAUUUUCUUCUGUUCUUUUUUUUAAAAAGUUACUUGUUUGGGGACUCAAGUUAGUAGCACUAGGCAGUGUGUAUUCAGCUUGUGGUCACGUGAAAAGGAUUUUUUUUUUUUUCCCUCUCAAUUGAAGACUAAAAUUUGGACACUGUGUUUUUGAAAGUUCUAGCUUUGGAUUGGUGGUGGUGCAUCCCUAAAUUUUAGCAUCCAGCCCGAUGCCAGAUACAAUUAGAUUGCAUGCCAGUCCCACUUCUGCCUUGGGUAGGAAAAAAAAACUCAUGGCACCUGAAUGGGCAGCUCUGCGUUGAGGGCUCCUCAGGCUCCUCUAGCUUAUCCCUUCAUUUUUUAGACAAGAGCCCUGAGCCCCAGCAAAGGGAGGGGCUCCCUGAGGCCAUGGGGAUCUGACUGGAAUUCCAAGCGUCUUUCUGACUUCAAAGCUCUUGUAUUUUCCCUACACCAGGCAGCCUCCAGUCGGUGCUAGGCCAGGUUCUGUCUACAACCUUGGACACUUCUCUCUCAGUUUCUGAGCCUCAGUUGCCCUAACAGCAAAAUAAGUAGGAAGAACUAGAACAUCUCUGAGGUCCCUUUCAUUUCAAAAUUCUUUAGGUCACCGUUCUUCAUUUAGAAUAUGAAAGUCUCAGCUUCCUAUAAUCCCUGUUGAUAUGUAGCCAGGGUUACAGCUUAAUGCAUCUGAUUUGAAAAGAGAGUCUUUGUAAAAUAGCUGUGGUUCCUAAAAUCUGAAGUUUAAAAAAAGAAUAAAGAGUUCAGCAUUGAAAACCAGGAUGUGAUACCAGUAGCACAACAAACAAAAAUGGUAUUCUUUAAAAAUUCCAACAAUUUGCUUUCAUUUUAUAUUUCUUUUUUCUAUUUAAGAGAAAAUAACACAAGCUUGAAAAGCAGUAAAUAUGUAAAGAGAAAAUUUGUCAGCUGAUAUUGGAAGAUCUGACCUAGGUCACACAUAAAUCUCUCAGACAAGAGCUGCAGGGCAAGCCAUAAUUUCAGAGAGUAAAAUAGAAAAUGAAAGCUAUAGCUAGUGUCUUCUCAAAGUUACAGAGGUGGAUUCACUUUAGUUUUCUGCUUGUGCCUGAAUAUAAGGUAAAAGGGCUUGGUAGCAAGGUCUGUUUUACCAUUGUAUGUAAAAAGUACCUCUGCAGAGACAGAAGCAGAAUGUGACACUUUGAAAGUUGCCUUUUUAGCACCACAGUCAUUGACUAACUAGUUGAAGUCCCACGAGCCAACUUUUUGCCUUGGCAAUUGCCUUUCCAGCAUCAUUUUCCAAAGUCAUGUUGUAAGUAGAAGAAGAGCUUUUCUAAUUAUCAACUGUUAGUCCUUGCAAGGGAGUAUAUAAGAAAUGUUACUAUAAUAACACCCUGAGACCUAAUGCUUGUGCCUAAAUGAAGUCAUUCUUCCACAUUUAAAUACAUAAUGGUGUGUCUUACAUCAGAAUGAGACGGGACUGUCCCCUGUUAGUGUGGCUUUGAAUAUUGGAUCUAAUGGCUGGCAAAAGAAAAAAAGCAUGCCCAGGAGAGGGAAGAGGUUCAGCUAAUUAGUCUAUCAAAAUGCUACUAGUCCUAGAGACUGAUUAGCAAAGUGAAUGACAAGAGCAAUUAUUGUUUUGUUCAUUGUCCCAAAGUACUAGUUAGACACAGAAAACUCUCAAUACAAGCAAAACAUACAAGUAGGAAUGUGGACCCGGACAAGUUAGAUAUAAACAACAUUUCAUAUGUUGUGAGGUGCAGGCAGUACAUCAACCCUAACAAUAUUAUUGUGUUCCUCUGAACUCCGCUCUCACAGCCAAGCAUUUGGAAGGCAGACCCAGAAUAAAGGUAGACAUUCACGAAGCUAACAUUUUAUGCUGAGUACCCUCAGUACCACUUUUAUAAUGUGCUAUAAAACUAAGGGCUUCACUUUUUCAUGAACUGUGUGCAAAAACAGAGGCAGUGACUGGAGGUUGACUUUGUUUGGCUGUGUUUUAUGGUUGCUGCACCCGUACAGUAAUGUGAUCUUGAAAAAGGUAAAUAACAAAGAGUUUAGCAGUGAAAAAUAUGCUAAUAUAAAUACAGUUGAGUACAUGGCAGCUCAGAAUUUGAAAAAUAUGACUGUGGCAUUAGAUUUUCUGGUGGAAUUAACAGAGGAACAGAAUACAGCCUUUAAGGCAAUAUAUCUGAGACAGAGAAAGGAGAUAAUACAUCUAACUGUAUGGUGUUUAUAUGGUGACAUACAUAUAAAGAAAAACACAGUAGCUUUAUUUAAUUAAGAAAAUGAAUCAAUUACACUGAUGUUGCAUCAUCAAAUUCUUGUGAAAUAGAAGCUAUAAGUCAGCACAUUGUGUAACAGUGUUAAAAAGUAAUUGAGUAUCUUAAGCGUUUUGAAUCAGUUUCAGGUAGUGGCACUGCUACCUUAAUACAAAAUUUAUGAAGAUGAUUUCAUAUAAUAUGUUGCUGUCAACACUGUGUAAUAAAACCUGGUAACAACAUCUCUUUAAAAACCAAGGCAGACAUAUGCACAUCCAUGUUCAUUGCAGCAUUAUUCACAGAAGCAAAGAGAUGAAAACAACCUAAAUA
Molecule: messenger RNA, 3858 nt
Organism: Trichechus manatus latirostris (Florida manatee)
Lineage: Eukaryota; Metazoa; Chordata; Mammalia; Sirenia; Trichechidae
Gene: MAP2K5
Product: mitogen-activated protein kinase kinase 5
Exons: 18
Coding region: 11-1105 (364 amino acids)
Biological process (GO): protein phosphorylation; MAPK cascade
Molecular function (GO): protein binding; ATP binding; MAP kinase kinase activity
Source: RefSeq, a predicted model, not a curated record